GAGGAUGGCGACGGCUUCACGCUGGACGAGGUGCUGCGUUUGGGCGGCACCAAGCAAGACUACCUCAUGCUGUACGGCGUGGACGAGGAGCAGGAGAUUGUGGACGGUGGGAAGAAGGACGCCAUCGAUGACGACCUGAAGCCCGGCGAGCUCGAGGCGUUCGUGAACUCCCUGGGGCUCGGCAAGUACACGGAAAGCUGCCUCGUGGUGGAGGAUGAGGACGGCGAGGAGGGUGGUGCUGGCAACCAGAGAAAAGAGAAGCCCAUCAAGAAAGGGAAAAGCAAGAAGGAGAUUAGUGCUCCUUCAUUAGAGGGGAAAAAUGUCAAAGAAAGAACGACCAGCAGGAAAGAGAGUAAGAAAAAACAAGCAGUUUGUGAUGACGACCAGCACCUUUCAGUAAAGAAAGGGCGGCAGGAAGAAGAUUUUGAAUUUCAUGCUAGACAGGUGUUACUGAUCAAACCAGGGAGCAAAUGGUAUGAUCUGGAAUACACCAGUGAAUUCACUUCUGAACCACAAGACCAGGCGCUUCUGUCCAAGUAUAAGGCUUUGGCCCAAAAGCUGUACCAACAUGAGACAGAUUUGUAUAAGAAUAAGACAAAUUAUCAGAAAGGGGCCUCUUCUGCAUGGAUGAAAACUGUCGUGUCAUCAGGUACCUUAGCUGACAGGUUGGCAGCUAUGACCCUUCUCAUUCAGGACAGUGCUGUCCACAGUCUUCAGUUUGUGGAGAACCUGGUAAACCUCAUAAAGAAGAAAGGCAGUAAGCAGCAGAGCCUCAUGGCAUUGGAUACUUUCAAGGAGCUUCUUAUGUCAGAUCUGCUACCAGACAGUCGUAAACUAUCGUCUUUUUCACAACAUCCUUUUAACAACAUAGGAAAGAUGGCAAGUGGGAACAGGGAUUCGAGAGACAGACGACUGAUACUGUGGUACUUUGAGCAUCAGCUGAAACUACAAGUGGCAGAGUUUGUGCAGGUGCUAGAAAUGCUGAGCCGUGAUUCUCUGACAGCAGCAAAAGCCCGAGCACUGUCUGUCGCUCACGAGCUCCUCUGUAACAAGCCUGAGCAGGAGAAAGUUCUGCUUGUUCUGCUGGUAAAUAAGCUGGGAGACCCUCAGAAUAAAAUAGCCACCAAAGCCUCCUACCUGCUAGAGACUUUACUUCACAAACAUCCAAAUAUGAAAGGAGUAGUGUGCAGCGAGGUGGAGAGGCUCUUGUACCGCUCCAACAUUAGUGUCAAAACUCAGUAUUAUGCUGUCUGUUUUUUAAAUCAGAUAGUCCUCAGCCACGAGGAAAGCGCGCUGGCUAACAAGCUCAUAACUUUGUAUUUCUGCUUUUUUCGGAACUGCAUUAAAAAAAAAGAUGUUGAAUCCAAAAUGCUCAGCGCUCUUCUAAGUGGAGUGAACAGAGCUUACCCAUAUGCUGAGACUGGCGAUGAGAAAGUGAAAGAGCAGCUGAACACCUUGUUUAAAGUUCUGCAUGUUGUGAACUUCAGUACUAGUGUUCAGGCCCUGAUGUUACUUUUCCAAGUAAUGGACUCUCAGCAGACUGUGUCGGACAGAUAUUAUGCAGCACUCUACAAGAAGCUGCUGGAUCCUGGUUUAGCAACUUGCUCAAAGCCAUCCAUGUUUCUUAAUCUUGUCUAUAAGUCUCUGAAGGCUGACGUAGUGUUACGGCGAGUGAAAGCCUUUGUGAAGAGGCUACUUCAAGUCACUUGUGGACUGAUGCCACCCUUUAUUUGUGGAGCCCUUUACCUUCUGUCUGAGCUUCUGAAAGUAAAACCUGGGUUGAGGGUCCAGUUACAGGAUCAUGUGGAGUCUGAUGAAGAAGAGUGCUUUAAUGAUCAAGAAGAAGAUGAAGAGAAUGAGGAAAAGUUUGUGGAUGCAGAUAAAGAGGAAGGGGAAGAAAGUAGCACACCAGAAAAUUCUGCCAAAACAAAUGAUCCAAAUUCAGCACCCUCAUGGGUGCAUCAUCUGAAUAUGGGAGGGAGAAAGAGUGGAGUUUCAUAUGAUCCUCUGCACCGAAGUCCUUUGUAUUGUGGUGCUGAAAGUACAAGCCUUUGGGAGCUGAAGAAGCUCUCUGAACAUUUUCAUCCGUCUGUGGCCCUCUUUGCAAGAACAAUUCUAGAAGGAAAUCAUAUUCAGUACUCAGGUGACCCAUUACAAGAUUUCACCUUAAUGAGAUUCUUGGAUCGCUUUGUGUACAGAAAUCCCAAACUCCACAAAGGCAAAGAGAACACCAGCAGUGUGGUAAUGCAGCCGAAGAAGAAACAGUUUAUGAAAAAUGUGCAGAAUCUCGCAGUCAACAGUAAGGAGUUCCGUGCCAGAGAUGAAAGCACAAUCCCAGUGGAUGAAGUAUUUUUCCACAGAUUUUAUACGAAGUUUGAUAAAAGGAAAGAGAAACAAAAGCUUCAGGAAGAUGAAGAAAGUGUGGAAGAUGUAGAUGAUGAUGAAUUUGAGAGAGCACUUGAUACAUUUGAAGCUGCUGAUAGUGCCAUUGAUGUUAGCCAGGAUGAUCUUGAUUUUGCAGGAAACAUAAAAAAGGAAACCACAGGCAGUAAAAAAAGUCAAAGAAACAAGAAGUCUGAUGCUGACUGGGAGGAUUCUGAAGAUGAAGAUGGGUUCAGUGAGCUGGAUGAUGAAGAAGUCUCCUUAGGAAGCAUGGAGGAAGAUUUUGGAGAGGAUAUUGAUGAAGAAGGAGGUGUAUUUAUGGAUGCAUCUGAUGAUGAUAACAGCCUAGACUUGAACAAUGACAAUAAAAUCACAUCUGUCAAUAAAAAGGGCAAGAGAAAGAACAAUAUUGAUUUUGCAGGAUCACUUGAAGGAUCCAGCACAAGAAAAAAGAGAAAGCUCAAAGAUGCCACUAUGUUGGCAUCUGCAGAAGAGUUUGGCUACCUGCUGGAUGAAAAUGCUGGGUCUAAAUUUGACAACAUUGGGAUGAAUGCCAUGGCGAACAGAGAUAACGCAAGUGUCAAACAGCUCAAGUGGGAAGUAGAGCGUGACAGAUGGCUUCACAAUAGGGAUGUGAAAAGUAUUAUCAAAAAGAAGAAACAGUUCAGGCACAAAGGGCUGAAAAAGAAGUACAAAGGCAAUAAAUCAAAAAGAUGA
Molecule: messenger RNA, 3099 nt
Organism: Tinamus guttatus (white-throated tinamou)
Lineage: Eukaryota; Metazoa; Chordata; Aves; Tinamiformes; Tinamidae
Source: RefSeq, a predicted model, not a curated record